Molecule: messenger RNA, 279 nt
Organism: Funneliformis caledonium
Lineage: Eukaryota; Fungi; Glomeromycota; Glomeromycetes; Glomerales; Glomeraceae
Source: the annotation of a GenBank genome assembly
AUGCCAAAACUUUUUCGUACAAUUAAGAGAAAGAUGAGCUACAAGUCGCAUAAUUGUAAAGAAUGUAAUUGGAAAAGGUCGGCUGGCGAAAAUGAACCACUCUUGAAACAAUGGAAUAGACUUUCCAAGACCAAAGUUGCCUUAAAAGUUCUUAAAGAUUCGCAAAACAUUUCAUCCGAAUUCUUGGAAGAGUUACAUUUGAAUUUACAACGUGGAUCUACAUACGUCGUAAAAUGUUUAGGUUUCACCCAAGAACCAAAAUCGAAGGAUUAUGCAAUG